This is a messenger RNA of Durusdinium trenchii, 1281 nucleotides long. The record is from the annotation of a GenBank genome assembly. NCBI's taxonomy places the organism in Eukaryota, Dinophyceae, Suessiales, Symbiodiniaceae.
AUGGUCGCAUGGCGCCUGGCACGGCGGCAUGGUGCCCGUGCGUGGAGGUGCGUGAGCGGCGAGGCUCAGCGCUUGGAGGAACACUGGCGACUCUUCAGCCGCUGCCAGACGGCCUCGGCACCUGUGGAGUCUUUGGAGGCGCUCUCCACCGAGCUCCAUGGCCUCGUGCAGCGGACCCAGCCAACUGCAGAGCAAGAAGCGGCAAAGGACGCUCUCUUGCGCCAGGUGCAGCAAGCGGGUCAGGAGUCCUUGGAUGGCUGCCAGGCCGAGCUCUUUGGCUCUGCCGCAACGAAGCAAUGGAUGCCAGGCAGUGACCUGGACAUUUGUUUGUUGGCUCCUGGGAUGACAGCGAAAGCUUCGCAGGUGCGAGGCCUGCGGAAGGUGGCCAGUGCCCUACGACAGCUGGGAGGCGGGACGCACAACAUCCAGCCGCGAUUCCAUGCACAGAUGCCCAUCCUACGCUGGGCUCCCCGUCGUCCAGAUCGCGCAGGCGCGCUGGCGUGCGAUAUCAGUGUGGGAAAUGUGCUGGCAGUAGCCAACACCCGGUUGAUUGCCACCUAUUUAGAGAUCGACCAGCGAGUUCCAGUGCUCUUGCGGGCCAUCAAGGUCUGGGCCAAGAAGCGCGGCAUCAACAACCGGCAGCGGGGAAGCUUCUCCUCCUUCGCGCUGACGUUGAUGUUGAUCCAUGUGCUUCAAGCACGGCCUUCUCCAUUGCUCCCCUCCUUACAGGACCUUGCGAUCCAGCAUGAGCUGCCGCCCUUGUUCCUUCAAGGUGCUGACUGUCGCUAUUGCAGUGACUCCGAGUUGAUUUCGGGUGCACUGCUGAAACUUCAAGGAGAUCAUGGCACAAACCAGGAAUGCGUGGGUGCUUUGCUCUUGGAAUUCUUCAGAUACUUUGGAUGGGUGUACCAGUGCGGGGCGAUUGCGAUCCGCGACACGUCGUCCUUUGCAUCGAAGUUUGAGAAGAGCCAGUCCUUCUAUGUCGUGGACAACCCCUUCGAACCGGGGAAAGACGUCGCCAACAUCGAGGUACGACUCUUCACUCGCCUACGGGAAGAGUUCCGCCGGGCUCACGCACUGCUUUGCGAGGGCCAACCGUUUGACACAUUGUGUGAAGAGCCACCACAGCCAGGCGCGGACCCGUUGGCUGGGAUGAUCAGUCCUGGACGCAAUGCGCCUCUGACGCUUCGCGGAACACGCGCCGGAAAAGACGCCGGACAGACCGCACGGUCCUUCCGCGGUGUCCGGGCGGGAGUGAGUGGUUCCGCCAAUCGAAUCUAG